AUGGAUUCUCAACCCAUUGAACAUUUACAGCACACUAUCCUGUCGCAAACAGAGGACGGUCAGAUUACGCAAGCCAUGCCUACUUCGAAUGAAGGCUUGAUUCGCGUCCCGCAUUCACCCAACCCCAACGACUCUGACAGCAUCAGCAUCAGCAUCAACGUCAACAACGACGAGGACAUGGACUCGGAGGACCAGAAUAAAACUCAGUGCGCGUGUUGCGAGACAACCCGCUUGAUCACACGAUCCAGUUCAGUGCCCAACCAUGUUCGUUCUGGCGCCGUGGACAUUGGUUGCUACAAUGUACACAUUCGAGAUGUUACGAAUUGUGGCGGUCUGGUGGUAGCUUCGGUGCAGGUUAAUUCCGGGAUGAGUACUAUUGAAACAGUCACUUUCUUUGGCAUUGUCACCAUCUAUGCCGUGGCUUUAUGCUGGUUGAAGAAAUAA
Molecule: messenger RNA, 444 nt
Organism: Annulohypoxylon maeteangense
Lineage: Eukaryota; Fungi; Ascomycota; Sordariomycetes; Xylariales; Hypoxylaceae
Exons: 1
Coding region: 1-444 (147 amino acids)
Source: RefSeq, a predicted model, not a curated record